This is a messenger RNA of Hipposideros armiger (great roundleaf bat), 4889 nucleotides long. RefSeq lists its product as uncharacterized. The coding region runs from base 250 to 4839 and encodes 1529 amino acids. The transcript has 3 exons. The record is from RefSeq and is a predicted model, not a curated record. Lineage: Eukaryota; Metazoa; Chordata; Mammalia; Chiroptera; Hipposideridae.
GGGCUGAAUUUUGCUGUGUCUAUUAUCAUUCUGCUAUACAAUAUUGGCAGAAGCGAUGAGUUAAACAUUCGAAAACAGCACAGCAAAGCAAAGAGUUUCAAUGGUGUCAGCAUUCCAUUGCUGGCUUAUCUUUGAGCACAUUCUUGUGUUCAAAAUAAUCUUUUUGACCCGUCACUGGAGAAGAAAAGGCAGGGAGAUAAUGAUAAGGUCCGGCACUAUUGGCACCAGAUCACGAAGACCCACCUCUGCAUGAAGAAGGUCAUAAAGGUACCACCACAGAAGUGGGCAGUGAUCUCCAUGAGACAUGACACUUGUUUUGGGCUGAUCCCUAAGUUAUCCUUCAGUCCUGGCAAGUUCAGGGGCUUGAAUGCUCAUGUUCAACAAUGUGCACAAAAGAAAAGAUGGAAAUACUGGAGGAGCCUCCGGGAAUCAUGGGCCCAAUACCUGCUCUCCUGGAGGCACCCAUGUCAGUGCUCAUGUUGGGAUCUCCAUACCCCUUCUGAGCCCAUCUUUUGCACCACCUCCUUUUCAAGCACCUGUAUGCUUCCUCAGGACAGUUCUUGGGACAUACGGCAGGUACCCUGCUGUCUCAGUGAUGGGCAUACUCACCCUAUUUGCAAGCCACUGCUCCCUGCCCUGGACAUGCAUCGCAGGAGGGAGACACUGUUGGUCCACUCCCAGGAAGAGUUGGUGCCAUUGGAGCCUGCUGUCAGCAUGAGGUCCCAUCCCACCUCCAUGACUGUGGCCACUUCUCUCUCAAAUCUCCCUUCAUCUCAGAGGCUGAAGUACUGCUUCACAGAAUUCCUGCCUUUUCCUUCCUACCAACAAGGGGGAAUACCCACCUGGAAGUCCUGGGACUUCCCACCAGAGGCCUGGGCACCAGGGAGGGAAAGCCAGGCACUAGGCAGAAAGGAUAUUAGAGAGACCCAGACUCCAGUUUGGACCAACCAGAGAGAGAGCAGUGGGGAGGAUGCUUGGGAGAUUCAGGCAUCUGGAAGACAACUCCCAAUAAACUUUGGGAUGGAGGACAAUGCAGAAACGGAGGUCCUAGAGUGGAGAAGCCAGAGACUAGUGAUAAGUAAAGCUGAUAGAGAGAUCCUGACCUUAGGGUGGGAAAUCCACGACCAGAUGGGACUUGAGAAUAGAUCCAAAAUUCAGGAACUAGGGAAGAGAAACCAGAGGGAGGCCGUAGGUGAGGAUCCUCCUGCAACCCAGGAACAUAGAGUAGAGAACCAAGAUCAGUUAAGAUGUAAAACUGAUGCAGAGACCCAAACACCAGAGUGGGGAGACCAGGAUAAGAAUAGAAAUGAGGAUGCUGUAGAGACCCAGGCAUUUAAGAAGAACAAGAAAGAGGCCCAAGAGGAGGAUGAAAGAGAGACCCAGGCUCAAGGAUUGGGGAAACAGAGCCUAACUGGAAGUGAGAAUGGUGAGUCCCAGACGCCAGGGUGGAGAAAACAAGACCAGAUUAGAGGUGAUAUUGGUACAGAAAUUCAGGCAGAAAAGAGGAAAAACAAGGACCAGGUUGAAGGUGAGAAUGCUGUGCAAACCCAAAUAUUUGGGAGGGAGAACCUCGGAGAAGUAAAAGAGAAUGAUGUGAAUAUCCAGGUCCUGGAGUGGGGAAAACAGGAAUGUGUUGGAAGUGAGAAUGUUACAGAUAUCCAAACACCAUGGUGGGAGAAGCAGGAUCGGGGUGGAAGUGAGAAAACUGGGAAGACCCAAGCAUCUAGGGAAGAGAUCCAGAAGCAUCUAAGACAUGAACUUCAAGUGGAGUCAGGGAGCAAAGCCUUGAAAAGAGGUGAGGAUGCUGGGGCAACCCAAAUAUAUAGAAGGAAGAACCUCAGAGAGAUAAAAGAGGAGGAGUGGGUAGUGGUCCAAGCACUAUGGUGGGAAGACCAGAGACCAGUAGCAAGUGAAAUUGACAGAGAAUUUGAGAUACAAUGUUGGGGGAAUCAGGACCAGAUUGGAGGUGAACAUAGAGCAGAAAUUCAGACAUCAGAGAAGAGAAAUCAGAGAAAGGACAGAGGUGAAGAUGAUAUAAAUACCCUGGCACCUGAGGCAGAGAACCAGAGACAGUUAAGAGGUGAAACUCAUGUAGACACCCAUCCACCAGAUAGGAAGAAUCAGGAGCCGUUUGGAGAUGAGCCAAGUACAUACAUGCACGUACCUGCAAAGGGAAAUCUGAGAGGGGUUAAAAAUGAAGAUGGUAAAGAGACUCAGGAACUUAGGGAAGAACACCAGGGUCAGUUAAGCAAUGAAAUUAACGGAAAAAUUCACACACCAAAGUGGAAGAACGAGAAACACAUUAGAAGCAAGGACGGUGCAAAUACCCAUGUACCUGAGGCAGAGAAGUGGGGAGAAUUAACAAGUAAAAUAGAUGGAGAAACUCAUUCAGCAAAAUGGAAGAAAGAGGACCAGGCUGGAGGCGAGAAUGGCACAGAAAUCCAAGCUUCAGAGAAGAGAAACCAGAGAGAAGCUGGAGGUGACAAUGGUACAGAGACUUGCGCUCCUGAGGAAGAAGGCCAGAGUCAGUUAAGAGGUGAUAUUGAUAGAAAGACCCAUUUGUCAGAGUGGAAGAACCAGGAGCAGAUGGGAGGUGAAACUGGAACAGAAGUUCAGGCACCAGAGAAGAGAAACCAGAGAAAACCUGGACAUGAGGAUGGUACAGAGACCCAGAAACCUGAGAGAGAGAACUUAGGAGAGUUAGAUAGUGAAAUUGGAGUGAGCCAUUCACCAGGAAGGAGGAACUGGGAGCAGACUGGAGGAAAGAAUGAUGCAGAACACCAGACACUGGAGAAGAGAAACCAGAGAGAAGGUAGAAGUGAGGAUGGUAGAAAGAUCCAGAGACUUAGGGGAGGGAACCAGACACCGUUGAAAAGGAGAGUUAAUGGAAAGACCUGUUCAUCAGAGUGGAAGAAUCAGGAGCAGAUUGGAGGUGAGGAUGGUGCAGAAAUUCAAAUACAAGGGAAGAGAGACCUGAGAGGGUCCACCGGCGGUGAUGGUAGAGAGACCCAGGCUCCUGGGGGAGAUUACCAAAGACAGUUAAGAAGUCAAAUUGGUGGAGAGAUCCAAAUGCAAGGGCAAGGGAACCAGAACAAGGGUGGGGAUGAGGAUGCUGCAGAAAUCUGGGAUGUAGGGAGCCAAAGAAAGUGCAGAGCAGAGGAUGCUGGAGGGCCUGGAGUUCCAAGGGGAGGAAACAAGGACCGGAUCAGAGGAAAGGAUGCUGCUGAAGACAAUCUCCAAGUUGACUGUUCUGGGGGUGAAAGCCCCCUAGCCCUCGCUGGCUCUGGAUAUGGGGCCAUGGAACAGGAACAGACAGUGGCCUCUGCUCCCUGUCCUGAGAUGAAGCCUCUCCCCCACCAGGGUGAACUGUUCCUGCUCACCAGUGGAGAGGGAAAGCAUUUGGCUAGCCAGAGCACAGCCCCUGCCAGAAAGCACAGAGUGGGAGUCAGUCGAGCCUUUUGUCAGGCCCCACCUAAACCCCCGAGAAGCCGACAAAGGGACAAAAGGGUGGAUCCAGGGAAGACCUCCAGCCUGGCUUGGCAGCUCCAGAACCCACAGGCUCUGGCUGCUUCCCUGAAUCUGCCUUCUUCCUGUCCCUCUGACUCGUGUGGCCAAGUCCCUCAAGCUGCCACAGUGCUGGUGGGUGCUCCCACAGCCCUCACUGUCCUGCCCAAGUGGCCUGUCCUCAAGAAGAGCCAACGACUGCUCCUGGAGUCCCUCAUGCGGCGGAAGAUGGCACAUCUGAAGUGGGGCCUCCCGCAGCGUAUCCUGGAGUCCCAUUUGCUCUUUAACUUCUUAGGACUGAGCCCACUAUCCUUUUCUGUGGUGCAGCUUCCUGGCUUAUACACAGCCUGUGACCUCCAAUGGCAGCGAGAAAGGCUUUGUGAGGCCCAGGGCUCCAUGCCAGGCCUUAAGUCCCCUGAGAGGUCCCAGAGGGUUCGACCCCCAGAAAGAAAAAGCUCGAAACUUUCUACACUAGCCAGAGCUCUGGAGAAGUGUGGGCCACGGAGGUUAGAGCCCACAGGCAUUUCCAUCCCUCCCCAAAAGCCCCGGAGAGUCAGGCCACCAGGAGGCCCCAGAGAACAACAGGAUGUCCUGGUAGAGGCUCCUCUAAGGGCCAAACUCCCGGCUCCCAGGAACCCCAGGCCUGCAGCAAAGUCUAGGAGCUGGUGUGGCCAAGAAAGGGUCCAAGAGCCUUCCAGUGAGAACACUAUGGGCAGGAAAAUGAUCAGGCCAGGAAUCUCCCAGAUGGCAGAGAUGGCUCCCAGCAGAGUGAGAUCCUCAUACUUCAGGGCAGGCCACGACCACUGGAGGAAGGAGAGCACAUCCCAGGAGGCCUCUGAGCCCCCCAGACUCAAAUGUCAGCAGCCCACAUACUGGAGAAGAGGAAGCCUGGAGCCUGUAGACGGCAGAGGGUCUGGGCAGCAGCCUUCCUCCUGUUCCGCAGACACCUCCAACUUCAAAGGGAGUCUCUACACAGUUGCAGCGAGGCUGAGCACGACCCUACUGAACAAUAUAUCCUGGUCCCCACCCCUGGCCAAGCCCCAGCACUCAGCCCCCAACCUGAGCCUAAGGGGCUCUGAUCCUACCCUGCUUCCCAAAGUGGCUGACCCACAUAUAAGGGAGGACAGCAUCGAAGUCCAUGCUUCCCUGAAGAGGGACCUUCAGCCACCAGGUCACUGCUGUGCCAGAGCUGCUCUCUCUAAGACAGAGAGCCUCCAGGGUCUAGGGGAACCCGAAAACCCAAAUGGGGCCCCGCAGAAACCACCAUCCUCCAAAAAGUCUGGUUUUCUGAAACGUUUGAGAUGUUUUCUGCUCCAGCAUUGUUUUAGAAAAUAGGCUGCCAUUCCAGAGUCCUCAGAACGCAUCAGAAAAGGCAUGAGAGUGGC